Molecule: messenger RNA, 1254 nt
Organism: Exophiala aquamarina CBS 119918
Lineage: Eukaryota; Fungi; Ascomycota; Eurotiomycetes; Chaetothyriales; Herpotrichiellaceae
Product: phosphoglycerate kinase
Exons: 2
Coding region: 1-1254 (417 amino acids)
Biological process (GO): glycolytic process; gluconeogenesis
Cellular component (GO): cytosol
Molecular function (GO): ATP binding; phosphoglycerate kinase activity; ADP binding
Source: RefSeq, a predicted model, not a curated record
AUGUCUCUUUCCAACAAACUAUCUAUUUCCGACCUUGACCUGAAAGACAAGCGCGUCUUCAUCAGAGUUGACUUCAAUGUCCCUCUCGAUGCUGACAAGAAAGUCACAAACACCCAGAGAAUAGCCGGCGCCAUCCCCACCAUCAAGUAUGCCGUCGACCACGGUGCAAAAGCCGUCAUCCUUGCCUCUCAUCUCGGCCGCCCGGAUGGACAAAAGAAUCCCAAAUAUUCCUUGAAACCGGUCGUUCCUGAGCUUGAAAAGCUGCUGGGAAAGUCGGUGACAUUCACUGAUGACUGUGUUGGCCCCGAGGUUGAAGAGACCGUCAACAAGGCAUCUGGUGGUCAGGUUAUUCUUCUCGAAAACCUGCGUUUCCAUGCCGAAGAGGAGGGCAGCAGCAAAGACGCCGAAGGGAAAAAGGUCAAAUCGAGCAAGGAAGAUGUCGCCAAAUUCCGUGCUGGUCUCACUGCCCUGGCCGAUAUCUACGUCAACGAUGCUUUUGGCACUGCCCAUCGUGCACACAGCUCCAUGGUCGGCGUCGAACUACCACAAAAGGCUGCUGGUUUCUUAGUCAAAAAAGAGCUGGACUACUUUGCCCAGGCCUUGGAGGACCCCAAGAGACCCUUCCUGGCCAUUCUCGGAGGCGCAAAGGUCUCAGACAAGAUUCAACUGAUUGACAAUCUACUGGGCAAAGUCAAUAUGCUCAUCAUCACCGGCGCCAUGGCGUUCACUUUCAAAAAGACUCUCGAGGGCGUCAAGAUCGGAAACAGCUUGUUCGAUCAGCCAGGCAGCGAGAAGGUCGCCGGCAUUGUAGAAAAGGCAAAGAAGAACAACGUCGAGAUCAUCCUGCCCGUCGACUACAUCACCGCCGACAAAUUUGGCGCCGACGCCCAGACCGGCUACGCCACUGAUGCCGAUGGCAUUCCCGAUGGGUGGCUCGGCCUCGAUGUCGGCGAAAAGAGUGUGGACUUGUACAAAGAAGCCAUCAACAAAGCCCAGACCAUCCUUUGGAACGGGCCCCCAGGUGUUUUCGAAAUUGAGAAAUUUGCCAAUGGCACCAAGAAGACAUUGGAUGCUGCUGUUGCCGCUGCUACUAGCGGCAAGGUAGUUAUCAUUGGAGGUGGUGACACCGCGACUGUUGCUGCCAAGUAUGGCGUUGAGGACAAGCUAAGCCAUGUCUCAACGGGUGGUGGUGCGAGUUUGGAACUGCUCGAGGGCAAAGACCUACCUGGUGUCUCUGCAUUGUCAAGUAAGUAG